This is a messenger RNA of Strongylus vulgaris, 555 nucleotides long. NCBI's taxonomy places the organism in Eukaryota, Metazoa, Nematoda, Chromadorea, Rhabditida, Strongylidae. The record is from the annotation of a GenBank genome assembly.
AUGGCAGUUGUAGUGAAAAAUGGAUCAAAUGGAGUAACCAAUGGAGUUGCAACACUCAAAAAAACCCAACAAGCUAGAGGUUUCAUGGAAAAUGGAAACGAGAGUGAAAAGAGCGUGAGCAGCUCUGCCGCACCUGCUGCUCCUCAAUUUGAGCUCAAAAAUCGCGGACAAAUGAGUCUUUUUUUCAGGGACUACUAUGUACCUUUCCUACUUGAUCUCAGAACGAAAAUAGGUGUAUUCUUGAUAUUUAUACUUUAUUUGAUGAUCUCAAUAUAUGGUAUUAGUGUGAUGGAACAAGGUUUAGACUAUGACAAGCUUCUUCUACAAACGGACCCAUUAGUCGAAGCUUUCGCUAGGGAAAUUGAGUUGUUUCCGAACGGCGAUCAGGUCGAAAUUGCCAUAAGGAAAGCUCCAGACAUGACAAUUCCGGAAAAUCGGCAGUUGAUUGAACUGAUUGGCCAGCAGUUCGAACAGAUCUCUUACAGCAGUGGCGCGAAAAGCACUUCAUUGUGGCUUCGAGAAUACAUCAAGUACGCAAACCUCACUGGCUCCUUC